AUGGCCUCACCUACGAGGGAAGGGUUGGACCUUGGGAGUAGCAACAAGGGCGGUACACCCUCUGAAUCGUUGGAUAGCAUAACCUCAGCUACGACCUUUGACCUCUUCAGCGACUUCCAAGAAUCCACUCAGAGCUUCGGAGAACUCACCUUGCCAGAACUGCCAAGCUUCACUGCAUCUACAGUGAAUAAGAAACGCGAUCGAAACGAAUACCUCGCCAGCUCCAGUGACGCGCCCCUCUUCUCAAGUGACGACCUUCCUGCUUCUUCAGCUGAAAAUUACUACGGGCCAAGGGUCAAGCGACAGCAUCGGAGACCAUGGUAUGAAACAGACGAGUCUUGGAACACUGUCACGUUACCUUCCUCUACAAAGAAGCCCCGCAUGAGGGGCCCUUUCAGGAGAACCCAUGACAGUGGUGUCUGGCUGGGUAGUGACGCAUCUACGGAGAAUGAAGAUAACGAUCGGCAGGACGCUGUUCGAAGGGUAUUGAGAGUCAUGGAAAGCGGAGGGUCCAUUGACGGUGAUGAGGAGCUUUGGCAUGAGGAUGAAAGAGAGCUUGAUCUUGGAGACAAGGUUCAUGGCCCCUGUACUCAGACAUUAGAGGAAAAAUUGCAGCAAGCUUUGGUCAAUAGAGCUCUGCAGAUAACGGAAGAUCCGGGGGGCUUCGAGGGACCGGUGUUUCCAUACUGGCAGAAGCAGCCAGGUCAUUUGAUGGGCUUUCACUUGGUCCAACAACAAGCACAAAAGAAAGUCACGCUGUGUGUCGAACAAGGUGGAGAGGCUAUCGACUUGUCAACGAUGUACAUGCAGCAGGUACGAACGCCGACGCUACGGCCGCUGCGCUACCAUACAAGAAUAGUACCGAAGCAGGGCAAGGGGAAUCGCUAUCAGUCAUUGACGCCAGCACUACGGCUAUAUCUAUCGAAUAAUCUUCUCGAGGAAGUACCUGGGGAGGUGUUUCAUUUGAAGAAUCUAGAGGUUUUGAGCUUACGCUCGAACAAUCUGACGGAGAUACUUCCGACAAUUGGCGAGCUCAAUAACCUCAAAGAACUCAAUCUAGGCAGUAAUCAGCUCAAUUGGCUUCCUUGGGAGCUCCUUAGUCUUCUUCACGCCAACCUCCAAAAAUGCAUGAUCUAUCCAAACCCCUUCAUUCGCCCCGUUCCAUCAACCUGGAACCACGCAUCCAGCCGAGAGCUCAAGUCCGGUGAGCCAUGCCAACAAUUAGCCUCGACACGUAUCGCUUUCCUCGAUAUUACUGGCGCUUCACUGCGCCAUUGGCCACCGGCUCCAUCGUCUAUCCCAGAGCACUGGCCUGAACCCCAAGCAGACGAUGAGUUCCUCGGGCCGCCGCCAGAAGAACGUACCAAAACACCAUCCCUUCUCGAACUCGCCUUACGCGCUUGCAAAAAGUCACCACAACUGAGCCAACUUCCUUUUCUCAUCCCGCAAGACUGUCCAGAACAUCUCACGCAGCUCCUCCAGACAACCUGGAAGCUCAAAGAAGCAGGCGGCAAAAACUGCUCUGUCUGCGGACAUGAGUACAUUAUCCCACGCACAGAGUGGAUCGAAUGGUGGUACUGCAUCCCGGAUCAGGGUUUCAGAGGGCAGCUGGACCACAUGCUUGCGUUGCACAAGAUGCCAGUGCCAUUGCUGAGGAGAGGCUGCAGUUGGGCUUGCUGGGAGGAAGAUGCGAGCCCGUUGAUCAGAGGGUGGAGCUCUGCAACGCUGCCUGGAGGGCUAAAAGAGGAAAGAGAUGUUCAUGGCGACGUUCGGACUUCGCCUACAAGGAGGACCAUACCGCCUAGUGGGAGGAUCCGACAAUGA
This is a messenger RNA of Letharia columbiana, 1824 nucleotides long. RefSeq lists its product as uncharacterized. The transcript is spliced from 2 exons. Lineage: Eukaryota; Fungi; Ascomycota; Lecanoromycetes; Lecanorales; Parmeliaceae. Bases 1 to 1824 code for a protein of 607 amino acids. The record is from RefSeq and is a predicted model, not a curated record. Gene Ontology annotation, molecular function: protein binding.